CUUCCUCUGUAAUAUCAUGUGAGGCUUAUCUGCCCUGUCUAAUACUUCGGCGCUUCUCUUAUGAUACAAUGCAUGCUGAUUCAGCUCCUCAAAAUAUGGACUACAGCAAUGUGACUCAGAAAGCAAGAAACGGCACAGAUUUCAACAGUGUGUUCACACAGCAGGUUUUGCCUUUAUUCUACUCCAUCAUCUGUGUUUGUGCGUUUAUACUCAAUGGAUUUGCCGCUUGGAUCUUCUUCAGAGUUCCAAGCACCUCAGUCUUGGUGGUUUACCUAAAAAACAUGGUGGUGGCUGACAUGCUGAUGCUCUUCACAUACCCCUGGCGUGUGGCGAGUGACCUGGGUUACGGUGACUUGCAGUUAAAACUCAUAGUUUGCCGCUACACUGCUGUACUUUUUUACCUGAGCAUGUACACUGGAAUCGUAUUCAUGUGCCUUAUCAGCUUGGAACGUUAUUUCAAAAUCGUCCGCACCACAUCAAGCAUGUUGUCCUUUCUACAGCGUGUCACGGUGGGAAAGGUUCUGGCACUCUUAGCAUGGAUUGUUAUGAUCAUCUGUAUGUUGCCAAACUCCAUAUUAACCAACCAGCCCAUUCCUGAGGAUUAUUCCUGCAUGGCCCUAAAAAGUUCACUGGGUCGACGCUGGCAUGAAGUUUCUGUCCACUUUAAUGUCGGAGUCUUCUGGGUGGCUUUCCUGUUGAUCAUGUUUUGCUACACCUCUAUAGCAUGUCAUGUGUACCGCUCCUACAGAAGGGUGCAACAGGACAGCAGUGAGGCAGGACGACGGUCAAAUCGAAGCAUCUUCAGCUUGCUGGCUGUGUUUGUUUUGUGCUUUGUACCAUAUCACAUUUGCCGUGUGCCCUACACACUCAGUCAAAGGCCCGGGGCUGGUUUUAGCAUUCACAACCGUUUUAUUCUCUUCCAGAUGAAAGAGGUAACACUCUUCCUGUCUGCCCUUAAUGUUUGUCUGGAUCCCGUCAUUUACUUCUUCAUGUGCAGAACAUUCAGAGAGUCACUUUUGCACAAGAUGCCUUCUGUAAAUGGUGAAAACAGAAGGCCUUCUAUCGGGACCGGACUGAGCAUCAGUAAUCUGUAAAAAGAAAGCUAAAGGAAAUGAGAGACACCGCAUAUCUAGUUUGAAAACCACACGUGGUUUUCACACUUCCGAAACGAAUGGCAAGAAAGGGGGAACAUUUGAAAUGAAAUGUCACACAGAAAAGUGGUAUACAAAACCAUAAAGACGGAAAAACCCAUGUUCUGCAGAAUUAGAUUGUGCUGAAACAUCUCAUCUAGGUUUCUGAGUAAGCACACACUUGUUUUAUAUGGUUUAUAUGUACUUAAAAUAUCAUUGUCUGUUUAAAAAUGUUUGAUAAUAUUAUUAUAUAUGAUAUGACAUAUUUUUAGAAUAUUUAGAACAACAGACAUUUGAUAAUAUAUUAAACAACUCUAUUUAAGGGGUUUAAUUAAAAACCCAUUUACUUUGCCAAUAUCCUUCAAACCACUGUGUUUAACCCAUUUGUCAGCAAGGAACUUUAGUAUAAUCACAUUUUCAUUUAUGCAUUUUUAAUAAGUAGGUCAGAGUUUAUAGUUUAAUUUUAUGCAAAAAAUAUUAGUUAAACUGAGGGACCAUGAUUUGUUACACUGAAUGUUAUUUUGUCAAAAAAAGGAGAGAGUGUAUUUGUAUUCUCAUUGUUUGUAUUAUGGCAUUAUUUUUAGUAGUAGUCUGUAAUAUUACAAUGACAGUCAAGAUUUGCACACAAAACAAUUAACAUGAAUAUAAAAUUACUGAGAUGGAUUUAAACUCUGUCUUACUAUGAAUGCUUUGUUUGCUAACAUAAAUGAAGUGAUAUCAUGAUCCUCUCUUAAACUUAAGGUUAACUUUCAAUUUCAUGGCAUAUGGGAGAUGGGUUCUCUAUCUAGAAAUAGUGGUAAGCUAUUAAUUUAAAGACCAAUUGUGGUGAAAAACAAGUUUUUAAUGUUGUUUUUAUGUCUGUGGUGUUUUAAUAUGCUUAAACUGUGUGCAAAUUUAUACUUUUAAACCAUUGCUGAGUAUUUUCUCCAUGAAACAGUUGACCAAAGACAGUUUAAAAAUGCGGUUUGAAACUGCCCCACUAAUUAUGUCAUAAUCAACAUCACAUCAACUCAUGUGACCUCUGUGCUCCAAGACAACGUUUAACUAAUAAAUACACACAGCUAGGCUGUGUAUAUGAAACUCUGACCUCGGUCAAAAUGAUUAGUCUCGAAACAAAUAGAUUCUUCAGACACAUGAUUGCCCAUUAUGAAAUGUAACCAAAACUAGGCUAUUAAUCCUAUUACCACUUAAAGGCGGGGUGUCCGAUUUCUCUUAGCCGUUUUUGAUUUUCAAAUCACCAAAACAAACACACCCCUACCCCCAUCUGUCGCUUUCGUCAGUGCUCGGCUAAUGUCCGUCCUGUGCACUGUGCACCUUACUGCUGAUUGGCUACAAGGUUGUUUUGGUACUCGGCCCGACUCAGUUGUCUAAAGCAUAAUUCGGAAAUCGGUUACCCCGCCUUUAAGUGAUAUUAGAGGCAGAGGCCAAUUUUAGAUGUAUUUGCUGGCAUCAAGCUGUUCUCGGCGGCGCUAACAGCCCGGUGAUCAAGGGGAACUCACACAUUAGAUUCACGUCGAGGCCAAUUUUAAAAUAGGCACUAGUAUCUUUAUAAGUCAACUGCAGAUUCUUGGUUUCAUAUUUAAAAUCUUCCAUACAAAAACACCACUGCGAAAAAGUGGCUAGAGUUUUCGCGACCAAUUGAAAAGACCUUUCGGCACCCCCUUACGUUUCAGCACACCUCCACCUUUAGGCACGCCCAUUUCUCCGACCUGCAGAUACCCGUCUUAUAGAUUCGGGCAAAAAUGAUCGCUGCAUUGCUGUGUCAGCUCUCAGUUUCACUUUCAGCAUCUGGAACUACCAAGUGCGAUUGAGUUGAGGCAGAGCUAAUUUGCAUAUUCAUGUAUAUCAUGUAAAGCUGAAGUGUAGAGUUAUAUUCAAGCUAUUUUAAAGCAGGAAAAAAUAUUUUCAAUGGAAAAAAACAUUUAAAUAUGUAAUGAUUAGUUUUAAGGGAUAAAAUUAUCAACCACAGGGCGACUUUAAUGACUGCAGUCUGCAAAAGCCUUAACUACUGUACUGAGUCUGCAUUUGCCUUUUGGAAGUGCCUGUAGCAACUUUGUAGAUGUUUGUGGACAUCUAAAAUAGGCAACAUAUCCGCCAACCCAUACGACUCGAAGUUGUUUGUCCCUUUCCCAACAUAUGAUCCAUAGGAGUGUUUACUAAAUUAGCAUCUCUACCGGCAACAGGUGAAGUGUCUUACAGUCACCAUAAAAUAACAUGUUGCAUUGAUGACACUAAUCUGGGUGUGAUUUUCAGUUUAAUCUAUCAGUAUUAACUGAAUUUACAUUACACUAUUCACACACACACUGAGCAAGUAACGUAACCCAUUUAUUUAUUAUAUAACAUAAAACACAGCAUAUAAAACAGUCAUAAUUGUUUUUGAAAACGUACAAAUAUUCCAAGUGUACCAAGGUCAACUGAUCAAUGUUUAUGAGGAAAAGACAACAUCCACAGUAAAUCCCAGAUCUUGUGAUUUUACGGGUGAACAUUUUUAAAAUGCAUUUUUGUCAACGUUAUAAUGUAUAAAUAACAACAAUUCAAAAAGUUCAAUAUGAACAAAAGAACAUAAUGAAUUGGAGAAUUUACACUGACCAAAAUUAUAAACGCAACACUUUUGUUUUUACCUCCACUUUUCAUGAGCUGAACUCCAAGAUCUAAGACUUUUUCUAUGUACACAAAGGUCCGGGGGGUCCGAAAACCAGUCAGUAUCUGGUGUGACCACCAUUUGCCUCACGCAGUGCAACACAUCUCCUUCGCAUAGAGUUGAUCAGGUUGUUGAUUGUGGCCUGUGGGAUGUUGGUCCACUCCUCUUCAAUGGCUGUGCGAAGUUGCUGGAUAUUGGCAGGAACUGGAACACGCUGUCGUAUACGCCGAUCCAGAACAUCCCAAACAUGCUCAAUGGGUGACAUGUCAGGUGAGUAUGCUGGCCAUGCAAGAACUGGGAUGUUUUCAGCUUCCAGGAAUUGUGUACAGAUCCUUGCAACAUGGGGCCGUGCAUUAUCAUGCUGCAACAUGAGGUGAUGGUUGUGGAUGAAUGGCAAAACAAUGGGCCUCAGGAUCUCGUCACAGUAUCUCUGUGCAUUCAAAAUGCCAUCAAUAAAAUGCACCUGUGUUCGUUGUCCAUAACAUACGCCUACCCAUACCAUAACCCCACAGCCACCAUGGGCCACUCGAUCCACAACGUUGACAUCAGCAAACCGCUCACCCACACGACGCCAUACACGCUGUCUGCCAUCUGCCCUGUACAGUGAAAACCGGGAUUUGUCCGUGAAGAGAACACCUCUCCAAAGUGCCAGAUGCCAUCGAAUGUGAGCAUUUGCCCACUCAAGUCGGUAACGACAACGAACUGCAGUCAGGUCGAGACCCCGAUGAGGACGACAAGCAUGCAUAUGAGCUUUCCCUGAGACAGUUUCUAAAAGUUUGUGCAGAAAUUCUUUGGUUAUGCAAACCGAUUGUUGCAGCGGCUGUCCGGGUGUCUGGUCUCAGACGAUCUUGGAGGUGAAGUCCUGGGCUGGUGUGGUUACACGUGGUCUGUGGUUGUGGCCAGUUGGAUGUACUGCCAAAGUCUCUGAAACGCCUUUGCAGACAGCUUACGGUAGAGAAAUGAACAUUCAAUUCACGGGCAACAGCUCUGGUGGACAUUCCUGCAGUCAGCAUGCCAAUUGCAUGCUCCCUAAAAACUUGCGACAUCUGUUGCAUUGUGCUGUGUGAUAAAACUGCACAUUUUAGAGUGGCCUUUUAUUGUGGCCAGCCUAAGGCACACCUGUGCAAUAAUCAUGCUGUCUAAUCAGCAUCUUGAUAUGACACACCUGUGAGGUGGAGGGAUUAUCUUGGCAAAGGAGAAGUGCUCACUAACACAGAUUUAGACAGAUUUGUGAACAAUAUUUGAGAGAAAUAGGCCUUUUGUGUACAUAGAAAAAGUCUUAGAUCUUUGAGUUCAGCUCAUGAAAAAUGGGGGCAAAAACAAAAGUGUUGCGUUUAUAAUUUUGGUCAGUGUAUGUGCAAUCCCCUGGGAACACACACAUGACCUUGGCAUUGCUAGCACCUUGCUCUAACCACUGAGCCUCAGGAAAGCUGAAUGAGUGCAUCGCAAAACCAAUUAUACGAAUCAUCUUAGACUUAUGUACCGUUCGUAAUGUAAGCUUCGUAAUGUAAGAAGCACUUGAAAAUCGUCAUAGAUCUACGGGUGCUCUGAAGUAAUCAUGAAUCCCUAAGUGCAUCGAAAGAAGACAGAUUUAUGAGGUCACCUGCAGGACAACCGGAGAAUUGGGUUUAAACUUAAACACUCCUAAAUGUGAUUUAUAAUGUAUUUAUUUAUUUAGUUUUUUUUGUUUGUUUAAAUUUUUUAAUUACUAAACUAAAUUUAACAAAAAAGACAGUACACAGUAAUUAAAUGGCUGAACAUACAAAGAAUAAAAAAUAUUUAGUGUGGGCAAGUUAUAUUGGUUCUAACAAAGGAUGCAUGUUUGUUGCUGGAUUGCUGUAUUAAAGUUACUCCACAUUUUAUGCUUAAAUGAAAUUAAAAUUGUUGUGUUUAAAAGAGAAAUGGUCAAAAUGCUUAUUUGGUGGUUGUCAUGUCUUUGUCUUUCUUGUAGGCCAACCUCGAAGUUAGCGCCGUGCUGGUUCCCUCGAUAAGAUCUGUGAUUAAGAAAUGUUCAUGAUGUUUAUGUUUUUUUCUAUCAAGAUAAUAUUUAAAGAUGAACACAAAAAAUGCUAUCCCCUACAAUGUUUUUAGAUAUCUGUGCCCGUGUUGCAUUAUUUGUGAGAUUUAUAUGUGCCAUGAUGUCUAACGACUCUGUCAGAGGAAGUAGGCUAGUCGUUUUUAGCAACUUGUAAGCCGCCGUU
Triplophysa rosa is the source of this 5972-nucleotide messenger RNA. RefSeq names its product P2Y purinoceptor 14-like. Gene Ontology annotation, cellular component: membrane. NCBI's taxonomy places the organism in Eukaryota, Metazoa, Chordata, Actinopteri, Cypriniformes, Nemacheilidae. The record is from RefSeq and is a predicted model, not a curated record. The transcript is spliced from 2 exons. Gene Ontology annotation, molecular function: G protein-coupled purinergic nucleotide receptor activity. Gene Ontology annotation, biological process: G protein-coupled receptor signaling pathway. The coding region runs from base 69 to 1094 and encodes 341 amino acids.